Coffea arabica (coffee) is the source of this 987-nucleotide messenger RNA. RefSeq lists its product as uncharacterized. The record is from RefSeq and is a predicted model, not a curated record. Lineage: Eukaryota; Viridiplantae; Streptophyta; Magnoliopsida; Gentianales; Rubiaceae.
AUGAUUGUCCUACCGAGCGGAGAUGUCGUAUCUGACGACGAGGACGAGUUCGCUAAGAUGCUUUCAUUGAUUGAUGAAGGUGAUGAUUCCGAGGUGGAGGUUGAGGCCACUACUGAGCAUGUGGGUGUUGCUCUAGUAGCCCGUCGAGUUUUUCCGACCCAGGUUAAGAGAGUGGAUGAGACCCACCGUGAUAAUAUUUUCUACACACGGUGUCACGUCAAAGGAAGAGUAUGUAGCCUCAUCAUCGAUACGGUCAUCAAACAAGUGGUGGUGCAUUUCCGAAUUGGGAAGUAUGAGGACGAGAUCCUUUGCGACGUCAUUCCCAUGCAAGCUUCUCACAUUUUGUUGGGACGACCAUGGCAAUAUGACAAGAAGACUACUCAUGAUGGCUUUACCAACAAGUACUCCUUCUUGCACCACAACAAGAAGAUGAUACUUGUUCCUCUCACCCCUCAGCAGAUGCAUGAAGAUCAACUGCGAUUGCAACAGGAGCAUGAACGAGAGUUGGCGAAGAAAUCAACCGAUUCUAAAGCAAUCAUUAAGGCACCAGUCAAGAGGACAUCUACCCCUGGAUCAUCUAGUCGAAUGGAGAAACGGUCCAACUUGUUUGCCAAGAACAGGGAAAUUCGUAACUUACUUUUGUCUAAACAAGUUGUCUAUGUUUUAUAUUGCAAAGAGGUGAUUUUACUUUCUCAUGAAACACUCCAUGAUUUACCUCUUGAUAUCUCCUCUUUAUUACAGGAAUUUGAGAACGUUUUUCCAGAUGAGAUCUCCAAUGGUCUACCACCACUUAGAGGGAUCGAGCACCAGAUCGACUUCAUUCUUGGAACAUCCUUGCCUAACAGACCGGCCUACAAAAUGGAUCCUGAGGAGACUAAUGAGAUCCAACGGCAAGUAGAUGAGCUAUUAGAGAGAGGUUGGGCUCGAGAGAGCAUGAGUCCAUGUGCAGUUCUAGUCAUUCUCAUCCCCAAGAAGGAAGGCACUUGA